CCUUUUAUUUGGAUCCUUAUAUAUUUUCUGUUUCAUAGAUUUGUUUUUCGUUCCCAUUAUGACUCAGAUCUGCUAUUACGGUUCUGAGAUUUUGAAUCCCCUUCCUUGCCUGUUUGCUUCUCGCUUAAUGGGGUUUUUCGAUCUGUAUGCGCCGCUUUCCUUUUGUUCCUUGUCUGUUUGGCUGAUGGGAAAAUGUAGGAAUCAUGACGAAUUUCAGAUCGUGAACUUUCCGCUUUUUGCUGAUUAAAUCGAGGGACUUUCGUUUUUGUGCCGUGAGAAUGGUAAAUCUUGAGCGGUUUGACCCGUUCUCAUGGACGAUGAUGCCUUGAACAUGCGCAAUUGGGGUUAUUAUGAACCCUUCAAGGGGGGGCAUCUGGGUCUCCAGCUCAUGUCUAGUAUGACAGAACGAGACACCAAGCCAUUUAUGCCAGGCCGUGAUCCUACCAUGCUAGUCAAUCCAAAUGGAAGCUUCCACCCUCGGGACUGUGUUGUUUCAGAAGCCUCAAUUCCAAUUAACUAUGUUAGAGACAGUUGGAUCAGCCAGAGAGACAGGUUUCUCAAUAUGCUGCCCACAAAUCCUAAUUAUGCCGUUCUUCCGGAAACAUCAGGAGCUCCUUCUUUGCAAAUUAUACAGCCACCUGAGACAUCAAGAGAUGAUAGGGUGAACCAAGUUGAAGAGCCUCCUGUUAAAAAGGAAGUCGGCCAAUUGAAGAAAAGGCAGAAUGGGGGUGCUCCAAAGACUCCAAAAGCGAAAAAACCAAGGAAGCCAAAGGAUAAUAGCAAUGCUUUGGUUCAACGUGAGAAGCCAGCAAGGAAGGCUAUGGAGGUUGUGAUAAAUGGAAUCGAUAUGGACAUUUCUGGUCUACCCAUUCCUGUUUGCUCGUGUACUGGGGCUCCUCAGCAGUGUUAUCGAUGGGGCUGUGGUGGUUGGCAAUCAGCUUGUUGUACCACAAAUGUGUCAAUGUAUCCCUUGCCAAUGAGCACUAAAAGGCGCGGUGCAAGGAUAGCUGGACGGAAAAUGAGUCAAGGUGCUUUUAAGAAGGUUUUGGAAAAACUUGCAGCUGAAGGAUAUAAUUUUGCUAAUCCCAUUGAUCUGAGGACUCACUGGGCUAGGCAUGGCACCAACAAGUUUGUCACUAUCAGAUGAAGAGGUGCUGCUGGGACACAUCACACAAGGCAUUUGCUCUGUUUCAGUUGUACAUACACUUGUGUGACCUUUCACACAGAUGUUGAGUACUUCGGUAUCCGUGAAUUUUCAUUUGCCGUCCUUCUACCUUAAAUUUGGACAUGGGUUCUUUUGUUCCUUUCUUCUCUCGGCUUAUGUGAUAAGGGAUGCCAGGGUCAUAUGGCACUGGGAUUUAUGUGGAUGAGUUACUACUAGAUAGACUAUUUUUUGGAUGAUGCUCAUUCACCUUUUAAUUUAAUUUUGUCAAGAUGUUGCAAUGCAAUGAUCUUUUAUUCAUUUUUUGCUUCUAAUGAUAAGCAAUUUUCUCUUCA
Neltuma alba is the source of this 1497-nucleotide messenger RNA. Its product is annotated as protein BASIC PENTACYSTEINE2-like. The coding region runs from base 311 to 1147 and encodes 278 amino acids. Gene Ontology annotation, cellular component: nucleus. The transcript is spliced from 2 exons. Gene Ontology annotation, molecular function: DNA-binding transcription factor activity; sequence-specific DNA binding. The record is from RefSeq and is a predicted model, not a curated record. NCBI's taxonomy places the organism in Eukaryota, Viridiplantae, Streptophyta, Magnoliopsida, Fabales, Fabaceae. Gene Ontology annotation, biological process: response to ethylene.